AUGGCCGGCCUGUCGGCCUCCCAGCCGGCGGCCGGCGGGCGCCUCGUCUCGCGCGGCGGAGAGCGACUCAAGCCACAGAUCGUGCACGCACUGGCCAGCGCCGAGCUCUACUGCUCCUGCCUGGCCAACAUCUACGCCGACCCCAACUACCACAACCUGUCGCACUGGGGCAUCAUCCAGGCGCUGGCCAGGAAGGGCGUGUACGUGGCCGAGCCGAGCGACGUGGCGCUCACCGAGACGGUGCUCAUCCAGACGGGACCCAUCAAAAUGAGCGCGCACAUGGCCGUGAUGGAGGCGAUCAUGGCGCUCUACAUCCGCGAGGUGAUCACAGCCGAGCGGGUGGUGGGCGUAGUGCGCCGCUUCACCCAGCUGCAGGCCUCCACCGAGCUGCCCGCCGACCAGGAGGAGGCGCUCCUGCUCUGGAUCAACAAGGCGUGCGCUCGGCUGCGGCUGCAGAUCGCCGCCGAGUGUCGCGCCCAGCCGGAGGAGGGCGGCGUGCCGAGCUUCCCGCUGCAGCAGGACAUGUCGGACCUGUCGGACGGCACGUGCCUGGCCGGCCUGGUGGCGCUCUACUGCCCGGACGAGCUCUCCUGGCCGGAGGUGGCCUUCUCCGACCCGCCGCGCAUCGCCGACAGCCUCUACAACCUGCAGCUGCUCGAGAAGUUCUGUCACGACGCGCUGCCCUAUAACCCGCACUUCCUCACGCUCGAGGACAUCCUGUACAUGCACAGCUCGGUGAAACAGAACCUGCUGGUGCUGCUAGCCGACCUCUUCUACCUGUUCGAGAUCAACCCGGCCAAAUGUGUCAGACAGCCCGUCAUGGGCAAGGAGAGGGUGAUAGAGGAGAUGCGCCGCCAGGGCGGCCUGGGCGGCAGCCCGCGGCGCUCUCAGCCUGACCUGCGCGGCUCAGCCAGCCAGGCGAGCAGCUUCUCAGGAGGGAAAUACCCGCACUCAGAGCCAUCUGUUGUCAUGCGGAGAAGUAGAGGCUCGCGCUCGGCCGAGAGAGGGAGGCAGCGCUUCAGCAUGUUUGAAGGUGGGUGCUGCGCCUGGGCGUCGCUGUACCCGGACUGGUGGUGGCGCUGUUCGCACCCGGCCACCGAGCGGUGCCACUACUGCUCGCGGCCCGGCCACCUGCCGUUCGAGCAGCAGUGCUUCCACCAUCUGGCCGACGCAGCGGGACGGGAGAGUCCGUCGGCACCGAGCGGCGGCUCGCGGCGGCCCCGCUCCGUCUACCCCGGCGACGACCGCUCCGUCUACCGCGACGACGACAGGUCCAACUCGGAGGAGAGCGAGUUCGUGGUGCAGCGCGCGGCCGGCCCGCUGACGCUGUCGCGGCUGGCGCACCAGCGCCGCUCGCAGAGCCCGCCGUCGUCGGUGAGCAGCACACACCGCGACCUGCUCAAGGAGAGCACCAUCAGCUUCGGCGACCGCGACCCCUUCCAGGACGUGGAGCAGGAGCGGGCGCUGUCGCGCAGCGCCAGCCGCCAGAGCCUGUACGAGACGCGCAGCGACAGCCGGCAGGAGCUCACGCGUCCGCCCAGUCGCAAUCUCUUCCAGGAGAGCACCAUCAAGGAGCACUUCAAGCCGACCGGCCGGCGCGGCGGCGACGAGCCCGCCGACGGCUUCCGGCCCAUCGGACGCGACGCCGACGACGGCGGCGUCGACAUCGACAACCGCGUGCUGGACGCCCUGGAGCGCGAGGCGCGCGGCGACUCACCCUCCAAGGGCAACCUGGUCAUCAUGUUCGACAACAACGACGAGCAGAAGCCGACCAGCUUCGCCGAGCUGUCCAAGGUGCAGCCCAGCAGCAGAGCCAGCGGCCUGGCCUCCCCGGCCUCGGAGGGCGCCCCCGAGCCGGACGUGAUGGCCUCAGAGCUGCACAGCAUCAAACUGCGCCUCGAGGAGAAGCGGCGCAACAUCGAGAAGGAGAAGCGGCGCAUGGAGUCGGCCAUGAGCCGCCAGAAGCAGACGGUGGGCAAGCAGGCGUUCCUGCAGGCCAUGGGACAGGAGAUGAGUCAGAAUCUGAGCCACAUGAAGGACAAGUGGUCUCGGGUGCCCGACGCCGCCGGCAGUCCGGACCUCGACAACAUGGACUACGACCAAUAUACCAGCUCGCUGCACAGCAUGAACGAGUCGCUGACGGAGCUGCAGGACGACAUACAACGGCUGUCGCAGCAGCAGUCGCAGAUGCAGCAGAUGCAGAACAUCAUGCAGAACGGUGGCCAGACUCAGCCGCCGUACCAGCAGGCGUACCAGCAGCCGCAGUACCAGCCGGGGCCGCCGCAGUACCAGGCCGGGCCGCCGCCGCCGCCGCCCGGCCAGUUCUACCUGCACGACCAGGCCGGCCAGCGCCGCCAGUGGGGACAGCCCAUGGCGCCCGACGACGUGUACCAGCACAUGUCCCCCAGCCGAGCCCGCUGGGGCCAGCCCGUCAGGCCCAUGAUGCCGAUGCAGCAGCAGUACGGCGCGCCGCCGGCUGACCCCUACUACCAGCCGCAGCGGCCGUUCCUGCUGCACCACGAGCAGCAGGACGGCGGCAUGAUGGCGCCGCAAGGCAUGCCCGGCCCGAUGGCGCCGCCCGGCGGCUACCACCCGGACUACAGUCCGCGCAUGUACGGCGACUUUCAGUACGGCCGCGAGGAGCAGGGCUCGCCGCGCGUGCCGACGCAGCAGCCGCCGCCUCCGCCGGAGAAGGAACAGGACGAGCCGUCGCCAGAGGUGCUGGCUGCCAUGAAGGUCGACAAGAUCCGCGACAGCGCCGACCCAGAGCUUGCCGAAGCCGCGCCUGGGGCGCCCGUCCGGACGCCGGCGAAGACGGCCAGCUCCGGCGGCCUGCUGGACAAGCCGCGGCCUGCCAUCCCGCCCAAGCCGAAGCCGUCGGCCUUCUCGCUGGGCGGCGACGGCGGCGGCGGCGCGGCGUCGGGCGCCCCAUCGGCCUUCUCCACGUACACCAACGGCUCGCCAGCCAGCCGGCCCCUCCUGGAGAAGCUGGAGGUGGACCCGAACCUGCCGCCGGAGACGAUGCGCCCGCUGCGGCCGCCCAGCCAGAGCUCGGCCGGCGUCGGCCUCGUGAUCGGCGACCAGCUGGUCAGCCCGCAGUCGGAGGCCAUGGACGAGAUGGAGCGGAAGAAAGAGCGCAUUCUCAUGAUGUCGCUGAAGAGGAAACAGGAUGCGGAGGCGGCGCGGCGCCGCAAGGAGGAGGAAGCUCUGGCGAGGAAGGAGGACGAGGCGCGCAAGGAGGAGGAGAAGCAACGCAAGAAGGAGGAGGAGAAGGCUAAGAAGGAGCGCAUCUUCGAGCAGUACAAGCUGAAGAAGGCCCGAGAGGAGGCGGAAAAGAACGGGACGGCGCCGCCUCCGAUGCCCAGCAAGCCGGCCGUGCGGCCCCGGCCCAAGUCGACGCCCAGCAAGCCACGGCCCAAGUCGAUGAUGGACGGCGGUCCGAUGACGCCGAGCCGAGGCGGCCGCGGCAGCAGCUCCAACCUGCAGGCCAUGUCAGAGGUGGAGCCGGCGGCUGAGGCGGCGCUGGGCAGCUCGCUGGUGCGGCACCGCAGCCUGAGCCGGCGGCGGCGCUCUAACAUAGCCGUGUCGACGCGCUCCAAGUCGCUGAGCCGCCGCCUGCAGACUCCCGAGCAGCUCAUGUACCCCGACAAGGGCCGGGAGGGCAGCGAGCAGUGGGGCUCGUCCUCCAGCCUGGCGGCGGCGGCCGGCUCGCGGCGGGGCUCCAACGCCAGUCUGUACGAGCCGAGGUACUCGAGACCGGUGGCGGGCCACUCGGGACGCAAGGUCUCCAACGACGGCGGCGGCAUGCGCAAGGACGGCCACCGCACGUCGACGGGCAGCUUGAGCGGCACGGCCGGCCGGCCCCGCUCGCGCAUGGGGCCCCGCACUGGCAGCUCCAGCUCGCUGUACGAUGACGAUUCGGGCGGCUACCGGAGAACCCAGUUCGCCCACUCGGGCCGACGACCGUCAGCGGCCGCGGAGCGCGCCGGCGCCGCCGGCGGCCAGCGGCCCAGCCUCAGCGGCGAUGUCAACCGUACCUACUCGAAGGCGGCCGGCGUCGGCGGCCGCCGCCAUCACCAGUCCCUGACCAACCUGUUUGGCACCGGCGGCGGCACGCCGCGCUACUCGGAGACCGACUCGGGCCUGGGCCGGGACACGCCCACGCGCCGCGGCGUCUCGCCCGGAGCGUACUCUCGCGGCGUGACGUCGCCGUCCGGUCCCGGCUCCCUGCCGCCCGGCCUGGUGUCGCGGCGACGCAACUACGGAGACGACGCCGCCAGCGACACCUCGUCCAUGGCCAGCUACGACUACAACGGGCCACGCCUCUUCAAGCAGCCGACCACCAAGUCGAACCGGUCGAUCCUGCUGAACGCCGUCGAGUACUGCGUGUUCCCGGGCGCCGUCAACCGGGAGGCCAAGCAGCGCGUGCUGGAGGAGAUAGCGCGCGUCGAGGCGCGCCACUUCCUCAUCCUGUUCCGGGACGCCCGCUGCCAGUUCCGCGCCCUCUACUGGUACGAGCCCGAGACGGACGAGGUGGUCAAGCUAUACGGCACCGGACCCAAGAUGGCCACCGACAAAAUGUUCGACAAGUUCUUCAAAUACAACUCCGGCGGCAAAUGCUUCAGCCAGAUCCACACCAAGCACCUGUCGGUGACGAUCGACGCCUUCACCAUCCACGACGCGCUGUGGCAGGGCAAGCGGCCCAGUCUGCCCAGCAAGAAGGACAUGACCCUCGUGACGUAACGGCCGACCGACCGGCGCGUCCCCCACCCCCUCCCCCCGCACACAUUCCGCUCUCGCGUCCGCCAACGUCUCAGCUAGCUCUAGACCCGUGGAUGUGAUAUAGCAAGUGGCUUGGUCAGCUGGCGCUCGGACGGCCGCGAGGCCGGCAGCUAGGACUAAUACUCGUGCUGCCAUCUGUGGGCACGGCGGCCAAGCUGUGGCGGCGUUUCCUAUUGGAUGUGGCGCCGUCGGCCGUCGCGCGGCCGUUCCCGGCGCGGACUAAUCGUGAUAAAAUGCUGCUUGUGCGCGUGUGAUGUGGCCCGCCCGGCCGUCCCGUGGCGUGUUAGCCAGAGACAAUUAUGAAACGCAUAAGAACUAAUUUGCGACUGUCGGGUCGUGUUGUAUAUAACUAGCUUUACUAAUGUCUGAUGCAUUCUUUUUUAUUGCGUUUUGUUUUGUACAUUAGCUGUUUUAUCGUCAUCUAUUCCAAACGCUGACUGUAAAAUAUUAACGUGGAAGUACUGGUGUCGACUAAAUGUUGCUUUUCCCAACACCUAAUAAAUGAGCCGAAAGAACCUGGA
Molecule: messenger RNA, 5303 nt
Organism: Pollicipes pollicipes
Lineage: Eukaryota; Metazoa; Arthropoda; Thecostraca; Pollicipedomorpha; Pollicipedidae
Product: patronin
Exons: 37
Coding region: 1-4743 (1580 amino acids)
Biological process (GO): neuron projection development; negative regulation of microtubule depolymerization; cytoplasmic microtubule organization
Cellular component (GO): microtubule minus-end
Molecular function (GO): spectrin binding; calmodulin binding; microtubule minus-end binding
Source: RefSeq, a predicted model, not a curated record